Messenger RNA from Sarcophilus harrisii (Tasmanian devil), 5217 nucleotides. Its product is annotated as KIAA0319 like. The transcript has 21 exons. Gene Ontology annotation, cellular component: cytoplasmic vesicle; plasma membrane. NCBI's taxonomy places the organism in Eukaryota, Metazoa, Chordata, Mammalia, Dasyuromorphia, Dasyuridae. The coding region runs from base 334 to 3681 and encodes 1115 amino acids. The record is from RefSeq and is a predicted model, not a curated record.
AGGAUUACUUCCGGGUGGAGGCCCCGGCGGUAUCCUGCGGUCCCUGUCCCUCCUAGGAGGCGCCUGCCCCCGGGAGCCGACCGCCCAGGGCUGGGGAACCGAGGGCCGGAGCGAGCAGAGAGGGAGGAAGGGAGCCGGUCUCUGCCGCGCCCUGGGGGCCGCCUGUCCACCGUGUGGCCUCGGCCGAACCCUGCUCGGCCUGGCCCCAGGCUGGUUCCGAGGCCCAGCUCCUGCCUCUCCCAUGGAGCCCGAGGAGGAGGAGGCCGGGAGUCGCCGAGGAGCCGCCGCCGCCGCCGCCCGGCUCUGAGCCCCGGAGUCCUGGUUCUCCCUGUAAUGAAGACCAUGGAGAAGAAGUUGAAAGUUCAUUUAGACAUUGGUCCCUGGAUUUUAUCAAGAAGUUACUGUCAAAGAUCUGCAAAGUGGUUGAAAAUCCUGCAUCUAUUUUAUGUGUGCCUUUGUCUCAGUGCUUUGUGUUCAUUAACAGAUGCCAGUGGGAAUGGGUGCCAUCUGGGGAACACUCAAUUUGGGGUCAGCUUGCGGUCUUGGGGAGAAAAUCACCUCAAACUUCUGGAGGGAGCUCAUUCUCUACAAUCAUGUUGGGCUGCCUGCUGCCAGGAUCAUAAUUGCCAUGUCUUUUGGUGGUUGGAAAAUCUGUGCAUGAAGGUGAACUGCAGUGAUCCCCAAAGCUGCCAAGUCUCCAGGACAGACACUUCUCACUCCAUAUUGGUGUAUUUACGUAAAGUGCAAACUGCAGAAAAUUUGAAUUUCCUACCUGAAACAGAUACAGUGCAUCUUCUAGGCCUGGAGUGGAGCAGAACACUACAGAGGAUCCGGAGAUCAUCCAGUUAUGAGCCACUUUUAGAGAAAUCAUCCUCUCCUAGUGGCCAGCCGAGUUCCAAAAAGAAACCUCAGCAAAGAGACCUUUCCAGGGAUGUUGGCAGUAGGUCAUUUAUAGAAACAGUACCUGAAUUCACUAGUGAGAGGGGGUCAAAUCAAACCAACCAGAAGAAUCAGAAAAUUCCAGAGACUCUUGAGACUGAAUCACACAUCCUUCCAGGCCAAGAUAACAUCUCUUCAGCAGAUAGUAUACUGCAUUCUGAAAUAAAUAACUCCAGGGCUCUAGGGAGUCCAAAUCCCAGCUCUGCGAAGGUUCACAAGGAAUUUUCUCACCUGCUGGUAACCCCUGAUCUGGUUACCUCUUCCAGUCCCUUAACCCUGAGCCUGACAGCUACAGGGAAAACAGAGAAUCUCAGUUUGCUGACCAAUACAUCUGUACAGCCUGAAAUCUCAGAGGACUCGAUUCCUACUCCUAGUUCUUUGCCAGGAAGAAUUGGAAUUAAUCACACCACUACCUCUUUACCACCAAUUCAGUCCCAUCAUGAUAACAUUCCUACUCAUCAGACUACCCCUACUUCUUUCCCAACCACUGUGGCAUCAACCCCAGGUAUAAAAGAGUUGAUAGUUUCUGCAGGUGAGAGCGUGGAGAUGACCCUGCCCAAGAAUGAAGUUCAGUUAAAUGCAUAUGUCAUCCCAGCACCACAAGAAGGCAAAAUCUACUCCUACGAAUGGAAGCUGAUUACUCAUCCUACAAACUACAGUGGGGAAAUGGAAGGACAGCAUGCACAGGUCCUCAAGCUCUCCAAGCUCACACCAGGUCUCUAUGAAUUCAAAGUAGUUGUAAAUGGUCAGAAUUCUCACGGGGAGGGAUACGUGAAUGUGACAGUAAAUCCAGAACCCCAUGUGAAUCAGCCUCCUGUUGCUGUUGUGUCACCACAAUUCCAGGAGAUCUCUCUGCCAACCACUUCCACAGUUAUUGAUGGCAACCAAAGCACUGAUGAUGAUAAAAUUGUUCGAUACCACUGGGAAGAACUGAAGGGACCCCUGAGAGAAGAAAAGGUAUCUGAAGACACAGCCAUAUUAAAACUGACCAACCUGGUCCCGGGAAACUAUACCUUCAGGCUGACAGUGGUGGAUUCAUUUGGAGCCAGCAAUUCAACCACCGCCAACCUGACUGUGAACAAGGCAGUGGAUUACCCUCCUGUAGCCAAUGCAGGCCCCAACCAAGUGAUUACCCUUCCUCAGAACUCCAUCACUCUAUACGGGAAUCAGAGCACCGAUGACCAUGGCAUUGCUAGCUAUGAGUGGUCUCUCAGCCCAAACAGCAAAGGGAAAGUUGUGGACAUGCAGGGUGUGAGAACCCCAGCCCUGCAACUUUCUGCAAUGCAAGAAGGAGACUACACCUAUCAGCUCACUGUGACUGAUACAGCAGGACAUCAAGCCACCACAGAGGUCAUUGUUAUUGUCCAGCCAGAAAACAACAAGCCACCCCAGGCAGAUGCUGGCCCUGAUAAAGAACUGACCCUUCCUGUUGACAGCACAACUCUAGACGGUAGCAAAAGCCUGGACGACCAGAAAAUUAUCUCAUACCUCUGGGAAAAAACACAGGGCCCUGAUGGUGUGCGACUCGAAAAUGCCAACAAUUCCAUAGCAACUGUAACUGGCCUCCAGGUGGGAACCUAUAUAUUCACCCUGACUGUCAAAGAUGAAAGGAACCUGCAGAGUCAAAGCUCCGUCAGUGUCAUUGUCAAAGAAGAAAUGAACAAGCCACCUGUGGCCAAAAUAGUUGGGAAUGUGGUAAUAACUCUGCCCACCAAUACAGCUGAACUAGAUGGAUCCAAGUCUUCUGAUGACAAGGGCAUAGUCACUUACCUCUGGACUAGGGAUGAAGGAAGCCCAGCAGCAGGGGAAAUAUUGAAUCAUUCUGACCAUCACCCCAUUCUAUUCCUCUCCAACCUGGUGGAAGGAACUUACACAUUUCACUUGAGAGUGACUGAUGCAAAGGGUGAGAGUGACACAGAUCGGGCCACUGUGGAUGUGAAGCCUGACCCCAGGAAGAAUAAUCUGGUGGAGAUGAUCCUGGACGUCAAUGUCAGCCAGCUGACUGAGAGGCAGAAGGGGAUGUUCAUUCGGCAGAUUGGUGUCCUCCUGGGGGUGCUGGAUUCCGACAUCACGGUGCAGAAGAUCCAGCCCUACACAGAGCAGAGCACAAAGAUGGUGUUUUUUGUGCAGAAUGAGCCUCCACACCAGAUCUUUAAAGGCCAUGAUGUUGCAGCGAUGCUUAAGAGUGAGCUGAGGAAGCAGCAGACAGACUUCCUAAUCUUUCGAGCCCUGGAAAUCAAUACAGUCACAUGUCAGCUGAACUGCUCUGAUCAUGGCCGCUGUGACUCUUUCACCAAGCGCUGCAUCUGUGAUCCUUUCUGGAUGGAGAACUUCAUUAAAGUGCAACUGAAAGAUGGAGAGAGCAACUGUGAAUGGAGCGUCCUCUAUGUCAUCAUUGCCUCGUUUGUCAUUAUUGUUGCAUUGGGGAUCCUGUCCUGGACUGUGGUCUGCUGCUGUAAGAGGAGAAAAGGGAAACCCAAGAGGAAAAGCAAGUACAAGAUCUUGGAUGCCACAGAUCAGGAAAGUCUGGAGCUAAAACCAAACCCCAGAGCAGGCAACAAGCAGAAGGUACCCAUCCUGAACAGUAGCCUGAUGCACUCUGAGUCUGAACUGGAUAGUGAUGAAGCCAUCUUCACCUGGCCAGACCGAGAGAAAGGCCGGUUACUUCGUGGUCAGAAUGGCUCUCUGCGCAAUGGACAGGCUCCACUCAAGCCCAAGACCCCCAGAGAGGAGAUCUUGUAGCCAACCCGGGCCCCUGAGAGAGACAGGAAGCAGGGGAGGCAGGGGGAAGGCAGGAAAUGUCUCUGCUUUAGGGAGGAGAGAACGAUGGAAGCUUGGGAAAUCCAAAAGUCGCCUCAGAGACAGCUCGUGAGUGUGUGAGCGAGAGAACGCACAUGUUGUUCCCUUCUUUCUCCUACAUUCCCUUCUUCCCCUCCUCCCUCCCCCAAUUCUGAAUAGAACUGGUUGUACUUGAAUCUGGACAUCUCUAAGGAACUCCCGAGGAAACUGUGAAUGAAGAGGCUCCCUCUUUGCCAGGACUUAGCACACAACCCACAGGGCCUUUCAGAACCGCUCAGCUCAGGGCCCCUUCUGGGGUGAGGCCUGGGGGGCAGGAAGUUUGCUAUUGCACUUCCCGAGGUGGUGUUUCAGGGGAGCUCCCAGCCUGCCCUGUCUCCUGGCCUUUCCCCCAACACCGCCCUUCUCCUAUCCAGAGUCUUUCCUAGAGCCUGGGCUGGCAGGCCACCAGGAAAAGUUGCGCAGCAGCGCCCUUCCUCUGCCCCUGCCCCUCCACAGGGAACUGCGGCUUCCUGAUGCCCUGGACAGCUUGGAAAAUGACUCUUUGGUGUUUAAAUUAUUUGUCCUUUCACUGAAAUGAAAAGAACUGAGCCUCCUCCUCAGGCACUGAUGAAGCAAGGCUGUGGGCGGAGGAAGCUCUGGUCCUUGGAUGGGCUGGGGAACCCACAUGGGAACCAGACUCACACCCCCGGCGCUCCCUCUGUCCCCCACCACCCAUUGUGUCAGAUGGGAGCGCUCACUGUCCACCAGCAUCCCGUUACAGGAGCACAGAGAGCUCUGUGUCCCCCGCUUCUACCCACUUCAGUCUUUGUCUCCAGUUGUGCACCAGGGAAGAGGAGGAGAAGGCCGCCCAAAGGACAGGGCUGAGCCCAUGCAUUUCAGGGCAACGGCCUCCCUGACACUUCUUUAGUUCUGUACCUGGGCUGCUCUUAGAGCAAGCAUUCGGUGGGCUCUUAAGUGGUGGUGAAUUCCCCUGAGUCCCGGCCAUCUGUGCCCCACGUGCCCCCUGGUUCUAGCUUAUGGCCAGCUUGCUCAGGUCCCCGAAGCCGGGCUCCCUUCCCUCCCUCCCUGUCCUGCAGGCCCAGCAUCAGAAUGAAUAAGCCCCCAAACUUAGCAGAAAUGUAGCAGUGCUGGGGGUCUGCAGGUGCACGUGUCUGUGUGCACAUCACGCCUGUGAGGAGGAGGAGGAGGACUUUCCUCAGCACUCUUCUCACUGUGGAUCACUGUGUUUAUUCUUCAUAAGACUCGCUCCUUGUCUGUUGGACCUGUUUGCACACUUCAGGGCCCAAUUCUUUGCCUGGAAACUCUCCUCAGGCAAGGAUCCUGUUGUGCAACCCUGCCUUGCUGAUGACAGCUUUGCCCUCUGUUUCUGGGUGCUGGAGGUUUUGGGGAAAACUUUUUUUUUUAAGAUAAAAGAAUUUAUACUACUGCACUACAAACUUGUUGUGAAAUGAUUAAACAUGCUAUUUAAUUUUUCUUGUA